Ahaetulla prasina is the source of this 5745-nucleotide messenger RNA. RefSeq names its product solute carrier family 30 member 10 (gene SLC30A10). Gene Ontology annotation, cellular component: membrane. The record is from RefSeq and is a predicted model, not a curated record. The transcript is spliced from 4 exons. NCBI's taxonomy places the organism in Eukaryota, Metazoa, Chordata, Lepidosauria, Squamata, Colubridae. Gene Ontology annotation, molecular function: zinc ion transmembrane transporter activity. Gene Ontology annotation, biological process: manganese ion transport; detoxification of zinc ion; intracellular zinc ion homeostasis. The coding region runs from base 1009 to 2379 and encodes 456 amino acids.
GGAGCAUGAAGAUAUUUUCUCUACCCCAUCAGCCACCGGUAGCAGAGAAUACUCCUAAUGGAGCCCCAGACCAGUUGGCAGAACCAAGUUUUAAGGCUCUUCAAAAAGGCCUGGCGGGUAGGGGUGGACCUCAUCUCCAGCAGAAUAUUCCAAAGAGCAGUGGCCACAGCAGAAAACGUGGUGGACCCCGCCAGUUACAGACCAAAGUAAAUCUUUUCUGCUGGAUGGGCCAGUCCCACUGGGGCAAGAUGGCUCCUCAGAUACCCUGGACCCUUUCAUAAAAGGCCUUAAAGAUAAUAACCAGCACCUUGAAUUAGAUCCAAAAGCAAAUGCAACCAGUGCAGCUUGCCCAGCUGCUAUUUUACAUGAGUCAUUCAAGGGGCCUCCAGAAAUAUCCCCAACAUUGUGUUCUGUACCAAUUAAUAGAUUGGCAGGAGAGAGGGGAAAAAAACCCUGAAUUAGAGAUGGUCAAGGUAUAUCAAAUAAACUGCUUUGAUUGACUGGUACAAAAGAUUGACAAUGUCAAAAAUGGCUAGUAUUUACUAAUUAUGUCCAGACCGGGGGUGAAAUUUAGCAGGUUCUGACAGGUUCUGGAGAAUCGGUAGUGGAAAUUUUGAGCAGUUUGGAGAACUGGUAGUGGAAAUUUUGAGUAGAUGGGAGAACUGGCAAAUGCCACCACUGGCUGGCCCCAGAGUGGCGUGGGAAUGGAGAUUUUGCAGUAUCCUUCCCCUGCCACGCCCACCAAGCCAAGCUCACAGAACCGGUAAAAAAAAUUGAAUUUCACCACUGGUCCAGACCACACCUGCAAAUUAGUCCGGUACCUGUCAAUAAGGGCGUUCCCCGCGCCGUUAUAAAGCAAAACGCAGAGUCACCAUCGCCUGGACGCUUGUCAUCAGUACCCUCCGCUCUCAGGAGAGGAAGGAGGGAGGCAACCCACAGCCCAGCCCGGGACGGGUCCUGGAAGAAACUUAAAGACGGUAGUGAAGAGCGGCGGUUCCAGCUUUCCUCAUGGGGCGCUACACGGGCAAGACGUGCCGGCUGCUCUUCAUGCUAGGAAUGACAGCGAGCUUUUUCGUGACCGAGCUGGUGUCGGGCUACGUGGGCAACUCGAUCGCGCUGGUCUCCGACUCCUUCGCCAUGCUCUCCGACGUGCUGGCUCUCUGCGUGGGCAUCGUCACAGGACGCCUGUCUCACCAACGCCGACGCCGUCCGGGCGCCUCUUACGGCUCCGGACGGGCCGAGGUGGUGGGCGCCCUCUGCAACGCCGUCUUCCUGGCCGCCCUCUAUUUCACCAUCCUGCUGGAAGCGCUGCAGCGCCUGGCGAGGCCGGAAUCCCUCAGCAACGCCACGCUCAUCCUCGUGGUAGGCACGAUCGGCCUGGCCAUCAAUGUCGUGGGGCUCCUCGUCUUCCAGGACUGGACCUGCUGCUGCGGUCGAGGGUCGCCGCCCCCGCCCUAUCUUAGCCCCGAGGACAAGAGCUCAAGCCGAACCGUCGCUGGCAGCUCGAUCGCCUUAGAAGGGAUGGUGGAAAUGAGCGGCAGCGCCUCUGAGCCCCGCCCGAAAGCAGGUGAUUCUGCGGAUACCCAGAAAAAACCUGAAGAGAAUAAGAAACAGAAAACAGAAAAAAAGUCUGAAGCCUUGAACAUCAGAGGCGUUCUUUUGCAUGUGAUGGGAGAUGCUCUUGGCUCCGUUAUUGUUGUGGUUGCUGCUUCCAUAUUCUAUAUACUUCCUCUGGAUGAGAACACACCUUGUAACUGGCAGUGUUACAUUGAUCCAAGCCUGACCAUUGUUAUGGUGUUUAUCAUACUGUCUUCAGCCUUUCCACUUAUCAAGGAGACGGCAACCAUUUUGUUACAAAUGGUCCCCAAAAAUGUGAAUAUGCAAAUAUUGGCAAACAAAUUAUUGGAGGUGCCAGGCGUUAGCAGCAUUCAUGAGUUGCAUGUCUGGGAAUUUAUCAAGGGGAAGAACAUUGCCACACUCCACGUCAAGUGUCACUCUACUUCUGACUACCCCGUUGCUUCCUACAAAAUCAGGGAGGUGUUCCAUGAAGAAGGGAUCCAUUCAGUGACCAUCCAGCCAGAGUACCUAGACCACGAUUGUCCUAAGGUCCUGUGCAGUACACCAUGUAUCUCCAGAUCCUGUGAUCCUCAGUUGUGCUGCAACCAAAAGGAUGCUCUUCUUUCGCAGAUGAAUGGUUACAGUGAAACAAUAGGCAGCUUUUCUCCAUCACUAAAGAAAGUCUUCCAAAAAAAAGAUGCCAUAGAAAUUCCUGUUGAACCCACAUGGGCUGAAGACAUGGUCAAAAGGAACAGUUGCUCCAAGGACAGUUACAAAGAAAAAAGUGAAACAAUGCCACAAAUAAAUAGCACUCAAUUUUAGACUUUGGGGUAAAUAUAUUCUAAAUAUUGUCUCAAAAAAAAGUUGGGGAGCUUCCUUAUACAAAGCUUCCUUUGGUUGAAAAAGAAGUAGUUGUUGGCAAGAGUUUGCCAUGUUUCUGGGAGGCAGUAGUUGAAAGUUGAAUACCAAGUUGAAUACCAAGUUGAAUACCAAGUACUACAACUAAAACAGAUGCCAUUGGUUUCUUCUAAGGUCUAGUUGAAAUGGGCAGCAUUUUCGUAAUGUUGGGCAAAUAAGCAAUGCCAACCCUAUUUGCUACCCUGCUCUGCAAAAAGAAAUGGAUAAAGUAUUUAUUCAAUGAGUAGAGGUGUCUUCUGUUCAGAUCACUCUUCAAACCUUGUCUUAAUUGUUAGUGGAGGCAUCUUUCAGAUGCAAAUAGAAAUCUCAAAAAGGUUGAGAUUUCCGUCUGGUUUAAUGUAUUAAUUAGGAUGCAGACUGCAAGCCUUACUCCUUUAUGAUUAUCCUAGCUUAUGGCAUAUCUUUAUUUUUCACUGAACUUCGUUUUUCUGUUUACUUGGGAUAAAUGAAAAGGAGGAAAGUGAGGAAAUAGGUCCCAUGGGUGUAGGGAAUAAAAGAGUUAAAUCAACAAAAAAAACAAACCUAAUCACCCUUUUGUGCUUCACAAAUGAAGAACUAUAUUCUUACUGAAAUAUGAAUGGAGAUAUUCAAAAUAUUUUACUUUCUCCCCUUAUUGUCUUUACAUUUUCCUCAUAUUCCAGUAAUUAUAAAACGCUGGAAUAUUUUUUAGAAAACAUUUGAAAUAAUUUAUUGGAUUAUAUACCAUGAGAGAUACAAUGUGCGUUUUUCAAUGUGCACUUAUGUUAGUUGUAUUAAAUUAGCAAAGAAGUAAAACUGCGAGAAGUAAGGAUUUUCAUUUGCCUUAGGCAGGUUAGAACAUACCUCUUUGUUUUAAUAGAGUAAUCCUAUGGGUACACUGAGCAUUUCCGAUACUGUUUCUCUCUCUGUUCUUUUGUAAUAUGGUGCUAUUGAAUGUAUCUUUUUUUGAAAUUAUGGAACUUCCUUCAAGCCACUUUUAAAAGAAUUUUAGAUCUUUGACUUGCUUGUCUGUUUUAAACUUCAAUCCAAAUAAAUAUAAAUAACCCUAAACCCUUUGAAUACCUCCUUUAAGUACUGUCCUUGUAGCCGUGUAAAUGGUUUGAGUGAGGCUGAAUGAUGGUUGUCCUUCUGCUAUCUUGAGUUUCUUUCAUGUUUUCAUUUUUUUUCAUUUUUUUUCAUUUCUUUUUUUCGUAUUGUGAUACGAUUUGAAUUAUUUUGCUUGUAUGCUGUCCAGAGCCACUUUUUGUGAGAUGGGUGGUUAUAUAAAUUUGCUAAAUAAAUACAAUCUAAAUAUAAAAUUGCUAAAAAGGAAAAUUGCUAGGAAUAUCUUACAUAAUUAUUUUAGAAAUUUCGGUACGCAGCUAAAAUUCAGAUCAUAGUGUCUGGCUAUCAGAUGGUUUAGCCCUGAUGAAAGAGAUGGGGAUGGAAGAAAAGACUAAUCCAUAUAGCUGCCUACACCGAAUAUAAUUCACCCCUACCCAAUCAGUACACUGGUCUUCUGCCUUAUUAUGGACAGCAAAAUGUAACCCUACUAAACAGAUUCUGUGUAUGAUAUCAAAGCUGUAUUUAUUUUAUUUCAAGUUUUGUUGAACUGUAUUAAUUUCACACUGGGCUUUUGCAAGUUGAGAAUUAGGAAUUUAGACCCCAAAAAAGUUCUGAGCAAGUUUUAAUGAAACUACUGGCAAAUGAACAUUGGGUAUCACCAAUGAACUUAAUGCUUGAAUGUUUGAAAUUAAUACUGUUCCAUGCAAAAUUUAAUAGAAAGCAAAUGAUUGUAAUUAUUGCCCGUGUACUCUAUUUUUCUCUCGUUUCAGUUAAUGUUUGCUGUAUUUGCACUUUUGUAGCAUAAACUGGGAUUAUGAGGACCCAGAUUGUUGUGGGCAAUAUGCUGACUCUGUAAACCACCUAGAGUGGGCUGUAAAGCACUGGCAAGCAGUAUAUAAAUCUAAGUGCUAUUGCUGUUAGUAUGUGUUCAGUAGUAACAUGUUUUUAAUUUUGUGUGUGUAUGUAUGUAUGCCUAUUUAUAUUGCCUUAAUAUAAAUAGACAUUUUCUUCUUCUAAAACCUACAAUACUUUUAAAAAACUGUUGCAUGAAAUAUCUCCAAAUGGGCAAUAAUGCUUUGUUGGGGUGGUAGUCAUUGUUGUUUUUUAUUCCAAAAGUGUAUGUAAUAAGUUGUUUUCAUAAAUACUUCUGUAUUCUGUAUUUUAAAGAAGUAUACAAUACUUAUUUGAACUUUUUGAAAUGUAAUUCUUAAUCAGAACAUGGAAGAUGAGGAUAAACAACAGGACUUGUAUAGAAAUAUACAAAUAAAAAGGGGGCACAAUGAUAACCAAUUUCAAAUUCUGUAUCAGUGAAAAAGGUCAUUGCAUUUACAAACUCCUGAUAAUAAAAUACAAAUUUUUACUACAAAUUUCUAUUAUUUAACCUGUACAAGUUGGGGGCAUCCACCAAAAUUUGCACUUUCCAGAGAAAAAUCCAUCUUUUGACUUUUACUAUAGCUUUGAUCUGACUUUUCUCAACCACUUUACUCUGUGAGUAAAUUUGGCUCUGGUGCAUCAUGUGUUUUGUGCCCAUUUCAUGUGUGCUGCUUUCUCAGUAUAAGUAGCUCUUAGAACUUAACAUGUGUUUUUCUGUAAAAUUAUUGAUCUACACAUCUGGCAUUUCCAUGGCUAUAUUGUGCUGAUUAGAUUUACAGCUGCCAUUUUAUUUAGGCAAGACUUGUCACAAGGUUUAUUGAUUUAUUUAUUGGCAAUGCCUUAUAUUGUUCAGCAAUUAAGACUACUGAAAUUUGGAUAUGGCUCUAUUCUUCCACCAACUAAAUCAUGCAUGUUGUGUAAUUUAAGAUUUUUCUCUCUGCUUUUUGGUGGAGUUCCUGAUGGCCUUGAUACAUCUAUGAUAUCAGGAGAGAUACAGGAUUUGAUUCUUGUGAGAAAUUGGAAGAUCAAAAAUCUAUAAAAAUCUUAACUAGAAUAUUACAAAGACUCCUGCAAAUGUAAUUACUUUUAUGAAUGUUUAGUAUGUUUCAUUACCAGAUUAUGGCUUUUGAAUAUAACAUUCAUGAAUUGUAUAUUUAUGAUGAAGUAUCAUCUUUGGAAUGCAUCAACUUCACUAAAUGAAAGUUUAUGUUAUGACUUCCUCUGAAGUCACUUUUACCUUCCAUCAGGACAGCACAAAAACCCUUUGAAACUGAAAUUUGUUUGGAAGUUUGAAACUUUAAUUCUGACAAUAAUUUAUAUGGGUUUUCAAGUACCAACUAAUUGUUCUUGUGCUUGUGCACUUUAUUUGUUGAA